Cutaneotrichosporon oleaginosum is the source of this 4121-nucleotide messenger RNA. RefSeq lists its product as uncharacterized. Lineage: Eukaryota; Fungi; Basidiomycota; Tremellomycetes; Trichosporonales; Trichosporonaceae. The record is from RefSeq and is a predicted model, not a curated record. Gene Ontology annotation, biological process: mitotic spindle assembly checkpoint signaling; protein phosphorylation; meiotic sister chromatid cohesion, centromeric. Gene Ontology annotation, molecular function: protein kinase activity; ATP binding. Gene Ontology annotation, cellular component: nucleus.
AUCAAGUCCACUUGCCCAACAUCACUUGUACAACACUGUGCACCAUGGCAGCAGUGCCAGCAACACCCCGGGCGACUUCUCCGGACGCCCCCACGACCGACUUUGCGCUGCUCGAAGCUCAAAAGGAGAACAUCCGCCCGCUCGCGACUGGACGAAGUGCGGCCGCCCUAGGCGCAUACUUUGAGGCUGAUGAGGAGGCACGCAAGGCCCAGGAGGCCAAGGUUCAGCAGUUCCAGCGCGAUAUUGAGGAGGCGGAGCGCCGUGAUCGCGAAGGCGAGGACAUGGCUGACGGCGUGGCCGACGUGUUGGACCUAUGGAACCGAUACGUCUCAUUCACAGUUCAGAACAAUCCCUCGUCACCAAGCCGCAUCAUCCCCGUGGUCGAGAGCGCAACGCGACGGUUCAUUGACGAUGCGCGAUAUCAACAGGACAUACGAUACCUCAAGCUCUGGAUCAUCUACGCACGCCAGGUCGAGAGGCGGGAAGAAGUGUGGAUGUUUUUGGAGAGCCGCGAUGUUGGGACACGGCACGCGGCGUUCUACGAGGAGUGGGCGCUCGUCUUGGAGGGCAUCGGGCGGAAGAAGAAGGCCGACGAGGUCUACCGCCUCGGCAUUGCGCGCCGCGCCGCGCCCCUUGAGCGGCUGAAGAACCGGCACGCGGCUUUCCUCACACGCAUCAUGGCGCCGUCGUCUGAGGACAUCCCUGAAGACGAUCCCACACCGCCAACCCAGCCCCGUCGGGCGGCUCUUGGCGCAAUCGGCGGGCCGCCUCCUUCCGUGCAGCAGACACCGGCCGGGCGGUCGAGAGCGACAAACGGGUCCAAGAUGGAGAUUUUUGCCGACACUGCGGGGAGAUCAGACCCGGAGCACACGCCGUGGGAGGACUUCGGAACGCACGAGGGCAGGCGGAAGGAGAACACGAUCGAAGCCGCCCCAUGGCGUGGCGAGACGUUGCCGCAGAGCGCGGCACGCCACCGCGUUGCUCCACGCACUCCCAAGAUCGAGGUGUUCAAAGAUUCGGAGACGAACGGCACGGCUGUUACAGGCGGAGGCGAAGUGAUGCGCGCCAAGGCGCCGCCGAGCGAAGCCGAGAUGCUCCGUCUCGACCCUCUGCGGAACUUCGAUGUGGGCGCGAUCAGCACUCUCCCUACGGUUCCCGAGACGCGUCCUACCGCGCUAGUGGCUCCUGCAGCGCCAACAAGUGCGCGCAAGCCGUCAAAGGACAAGAAACGCGAAAAGCGACACAAGUUCGUCAUGGAACCGUGGACGUGCCCGACAGGCGGCGCUGAGAUUGUCGAUGCGAAGGGCAAGCGCGAGCGGCGCAUGUUCGACUGGGACGCGGUGUUUAGAGGCGGCGAGGAGUGGAGCUUUGAGGAGGUGCGCGCGCGCCAGCGUGGUCUCCUUGGCAAAGAGUACAAGCCCGUUACCGCAUGGGAACGGGCGUGGCACGCUGGCGGCGCGACCGGCCCCAAGGCCCCGCCACAGGCUCCGCGCCCGCCCUCGCCGACAGUCAACACCAAGCUUGCCAACGCUGAAGUCAUGGACCUCUUCAAUCAGACCAUCCAUGGCGGCAAGGCGCGCCAGUCCGACUCGGAGUCUUCCGAUGAGGAUGAGGACGAUGGCGACGACCACGAGGAGCAGGUCAUGCCCACGCCCCUGCCCCGCCCACGCGCCGCCAUGAUGACCCCCGGCGGCAUGGUGCCGCCCACACCGUGUCCUGCACCAGGCAGAAGCAACAUCUUCGCCGACGAGAACAGCGAGCCAUUCGGGGAUGAGAAUGCGCCGGCGGCGCGCAAGCUGGUGGUGUUCGACGAGAACGCCAACGCAGACGAAAACCGCCGCCCUGCCAUGACGCCGCGUGCGCCGCUCGGCACCACACCGCGCGCUCCCCUUGGUAUGCGCACCCCACUUGCCCCCACACCCCGCGCCGUGGCGGACGAAAACGACACACCGGCGCCGUCUAGGCCUGUGCAACGAAACAUCUUCGCUUUGCAGCAGGAUGCCAUUGCCGAGGAGGAGGAGAGCUCCCCUCGUACGCGAUCGCCUCGCGAGUCCCUGCACCAGUCACCCAUCGAGCAUGUGGAGGUGCAGGACGAGAACAAGUCGUACCGCACUGAGGCAAACGCCGAGGGCUACUCGUACCGAACUGAAGUGGGCCCGGAGGACGAAACCGAGGCACAGAAUGACCACUCGUAUCGCACCGAGCCUGAACCGGAAGGAGAGGGCUACCAAGAAACUUUUAAUGACCAUUACGAGGCGUACCCCGAGGAGCGCCCUUUCCGCAACCAGAUGUACAACCGCCACUUGCUCACGCCCGUGACGGAGCGGACGUUUGAGAACACGGUCACGACAGCCAAGAGCUCGCGCCACGGAUUCGCGAUCACGGAGGAGGAGGAGGAAGAGGAGGACGAGUCACGCUCACCUAGCCGGGCUGACCGCUCGGGUCUCUUUGACACCGGCGCCUUCGAUGUACCCGAGGGCUACACCAUCGCGCGCAAGCUUAACGAGUCGAAGGAUGCUACUCAGUCGAGCGUCGACGCCUCGGGCGACUUCGUCACCGCGCAGUACAAGUCGCCUGCGACUGAAAGAGUCGAGGCUCUUCGCCAGAAGGCCUCACCUGUCGCCAAAAUGGAGAUUUUCCAGGACGAACCCAAAGUCUCGCAGAGAAUUCCGGUGUACCAGGACGAGAACCGGCCCUCGGCUAAGCUCAUGGUGUUCUCUGAUGAGCCCAAGACGUCCCUCAAGCUACAGGAGCCUCCGAUCGCCGAGCCAUCGCCAGCGAAGUGCGUGGCAUCUCCUGCAGCGCCGGUCGCCGCUCUGGGUGCCCUCGCGCUCGCGCCCGUACUCUCGGACGUCCCCAAUCCAUGUAAUCCCAGCGAUGCGGCCGUCAUUGCCACGCUUCUGGAGCGCAUUGACCCUCCCCUUGAAGACCAGCCACUGAUCCGCCGCAUUCCCGACAAGUCGGGCCGCCUCGCCGCGCUCCAGAAGCACGCAAAGAUGCAUGCGCGCCGGUCGAGCUCGGCGUCGAUGCGCCAGUCGCUCUCGCCGGACGAGUUUUACCAUCUCCAGUUGGGAGGCAAGACGUACGAGGCGACGCACAAGAUCGGCGAGGGCGGCUUCGGCUCCGUCUUCCUCGCAGUGGACCAGGAGUUGCAAAUGCAGCUCGAUGACGCGGACGACGACGACGAGGACGCCGCCAAGGUCGCGAUCAAGGUCGAGAAGCCCACCAACUUGUGGGAGGCCGUGGUACUGUCCCGCGUGCACGAGCGCAUCGCCGCCAACCUCGUCGCGUCCAUCAUCCGCCCGCGCGGUUUGUUCGCUUACGCCGACGAGUCCUUCCUCCUCCUCGACUACUGUCGACAGGGCACCCUGCUGGACGUCGUCAACAAGGCGGCGCAGUGGAGCAUCGGGCCUUCGCUCAACGGACCCGCAGUCCCCGACGAGAUCCUCGCGAUCUUCUUCACGAUCGAGCUUCUCCGUCUCGUUGAAGGCCUGCAUACCGCUGGCUUCAUCCACGGCGACCUCAAGAUCGACAACUGCCUCGUUCGCCUUGACCCCGCCACUAAUUGGGACGCGCAGUACGCGCGCGACGGCACAGGCGGGUGGUCUGCGAAGGGCAUCAGACUCAUCGACUUUGGGCGCGCAUCGGACCUCUCGCUGUUCUCGGCCGGCGACAAGCAGACCUUCGUGGCGGACUGGAAGGCUGACGCUCGUGACUGCAUUCAGCUGCGCGAGGGCCGGCCGUGGUCCUUCGAGUCUGAUUACUUUGGCCUGGCAAGCGUGUGCUACUGCCUCCUUCACGGCAAGUACAUCGGCACUGUUAUCGAGGAUGGGCGGGUCAAGCUGGACGCACCAAUGAAGCGGUAUUGGCAGACCGACUUGUGGACCAAGCUUUUCGACACGCUACUCAAUCCUGCAGAUGUCCCGAUCACGGAGCAGCUGACGUCCAUCCGGGCAGAGUUUGAGGACUGGCUCGAGGACAAUUGCGUCAAGAACGGGCGCAAUCUUCGACAGCUGCUCAAGCGAAUCGAGAGCCGCGCGAUGGAGGGGCGGUAGUGCACGAGGGCGUUUCCAUUUGUACAAUACUGCAUUGCAUGUAAUCUCAAGAGCUAGCCAGGUCUU